Messenger RNA from Adineta steineri, 1320 nucleotides. The record is from the annotation of a GenBank genome assembly. NCBI's taxonomy places the organism in Eukaryota, Metazoa, Rotifera, Eurotatoria, Adinetida, Adinetidae.
AUGUCACUUUAUUUAAUUACAGACGCAUUUCGAAAACUCGGUUCGCCGGAUAUAAAAAAUGAUGAUAUUUAUGAUCGAAUAAGUCGUAAAUAUUCAUUAGUUAUACUUGGUGUUUCAUUUUUAAUUGUCAGCUCAUCACAAUUUAUUGGUAAUCCAAUCAAUUGUUAUACACAAAAUAUGGGUAGCCAUGCUGGUUAUGUUAAUUGGGUUUGUUGGAUCAGUUCAUCAUACUAUUUACCGUUUGACCAACCAUUACCAUCACGUUAUGAAAAACGGCCUGAAAACAUUCCAUAUUAUCAAUGGGUACCAUUUAUCUUACUUUGUAUGAUGUUUCUUUUCUAUAUGCCCGGUUUUAUAUGGCGUAAUCUUAAUAAAGCAUGUGGAAUUAAUACAAAAAUUAUUUCAAAAAUGGUUACUGAUUUAGAUCAAUUAGAUGGAGAAAAACGAGAAAAAGCUGUACGAGGUUUAGCUAAACAUAUUGAUAAAGCAUUAGCUUAUCAUCGAGAAUAUGAAUAUGGUUUAAUGUAUAAUAUUCGUCGACGUGCUGGAUCAAUUCUUUGUUGUACAAUGGGUCGUCAUUCAGGAAAUUAUCUAGCUUUUACAUAUAUUCUAGUUAAAUUACUUUAUAUUGGCAAUGCAAUUGGUCAAUUAUUUCUUUUAAAUGUAUUUAUGGGUCGUGGAUUUAGUCUUAUUGGUUUUGAAGUAAUGAAUCGAUGGUGGAAUAAUCAAGAUCUUGAAGUUGUGGAACGAUUUCCAAGAAUAACAAUGUGUAAAUUUAUUAUUCGUACACUUGGUGAUAAUAUUCAACCAUAUGAUGUUCAAUGUCUUUUACCGAUUAAUAUUUAUAAUGAAAAAAUUUUCAUGAUGAUUUGGUUCUGGCUUGCAUUCGUUGCUAUUACUUCAGUAUAUGGUCUUAUUAAAUGGUUUUAUUAUUUUACAACAAGUGCUCGUAUUAAUUUUGUUCAACGAUUUUUAGAAGCAAAUGAAAUUCGUUAUUAUAAAUCAUCUACACCACGUCUUGUUUUAAAAAAUGAACAUGAUGAUCAUACACCAUACAAACGUGUAGAAGAUUUUGUUGAGAAUUAUUGUCGACAAGAUGGUCUUCUUCUUUUACGUAUUAUUAAAAAAAAUACAAAUAAUGUUAUUGCCGGAGAAGUUAUUUGUGCUCUAUGGGAUAAUUGGAAAGUCUUACCACAAAUACGUUUUAAUACAUCAAUAGAAUCAGAUAAUGGUGGACAAAGUAUUGGUUUAGGUGUUAAAAAUCCAUUGAAACAAAAUAAUAUGGGUGAAGUCAAUGAAAAAUUAUUAUCACCAAUGUAA